Molecule: messenger RNA, 3181 nt
Organism: Erythranthe guttata (spotted monkey flower)
Lineage: Eukaryota; Viridiplantae; Streptophyta; Magnoliopsida; Lamiales; Phrymaceae
Gene: ELF6
Product: Zinc finger (C2H2 type) family protein / transcription factor jumonji (jmj) family protein
Biological process (GO): regulation of gene expression; chromatin remodeling
Cellular component (GO): nucleus; chromatin
Molecular function (GO): histone H3K4me/H3K4me2/H3K4me3 demethylase activity
Source: RefSeq, a predicted model, not a curated record
CGUUAAGCUUUUUAUCCUCACCUAAUCUAACGUGCGCGGCAAUCGAAUUGAUCCCAAAUCAAAAACCUAGACCCGCGUACCCAAAUUCACACUCGCUCUCUGUUGACCUCUCCGAUACAAUUGAAGCUACAGAUUCAAAUUUAGGGGGCCAAUUGUUCGGUGGUUAUGGUUUUGGUAUGAAUUUUCGAGUGGUGUGAUGAAGAAUGUGGAAAUACCUAAUUGGCUUGAAAAGUUGCCUUGGGCACCUGAAUUCCGACCAACCGAUACCGAAUUCGCGGACCCAAUUGCUUAUAUAUCGAAGAUAGAGAAAGAGGCGAGUGCAUUCGGUAUAUGUAAAGUGAUCCCACCAUUGCCAAAGCCUUCGAGAAAAUAUGUACUCCACAACUUGAAUAAGUCACUCUCGAAAUGCCCCGAAUUGGGUUCCGAUGUAAAUCUCGUCACUUCGCCUAAGACAGAUAGUUCCGAUAGAACUGUUGGUAGUGGGGAGAGUAGGGCUGUUUUCACUACACGGCACCAAGAAUUAGGCUGCGAGAAAAUUAAAAAGGCGAAGGGUACGACUGUGGACCAUGUUGUUGGUGCUAAGAAGCAAGUUUGGCAGAGUGGGGAAGUUUAUACGCUGGAGCAGUUCGAGGCGAAGUCGAAGACUUUCGCCAAGAGUCAACUCAGCACGGUGAAGGAGGUGAACCCGUUAGUUAUCGAAUCCAUGUUUUGGAAACAAGCGUUGGAGAAGCCUAUAUAUAUUGAGUACGCGAACGAUGUGCCUGGUUCAGGGUUCGGCGAGCCCGAGGGAAUGCUGCGGUACGUCGAUAGACGUAGGAGGAAAACUAGAAAGAGGAACUCGUUCGAUAGGAAUAGUUUUAGUAACUCCGAUAAAAAGAAUGACGAAGUAGAUACAAAGAGUAGUGUUAGAGGUGAUACUAAUCGCAAUGUAUGUACAGAGACGAAAUCGAACGACGGGGCUUCUUGCUCUGGUCGAAAAGAAUUUCAGGGUAGCGCUGAGGUGGAAGGUAGUGCUGGUUGGAAACUUUCGAAUAGUCCGUGGAAUUUGCAAGUGAUAGCUCGUUCGCCUGGAUCUUUGACGCGUUUUAUGCCCGAUGAUAUACCUGGUGUUACUUCUCCAAUGGUUUAUAUCGGGAUGCUGUUCAGUUGGUUUGCGUGGCAUGUCGAAGAUCACGAGCUUCACAGCUUGAAUUUCCUUCAUAUUGGCUCUCCCAAGACUUGGUAUUCUGUGCCCGGAGAUUGUGCUUUCGACUUUGAAGAAGCGAUUCGUCUUCAUGCUUAUGGAGGAAAUGCCGACCGGUUAGCUGCUCUAUCUCUCCUAGGGGAAAAGACUACUGUUCUAUCUCCUGAAAUUUUUGUUGCAUCAGGCAUCCCGUGUUGCAGGUUGGUACAGUAUCCAGGGGAAUUUGUUGUGACUUUUCCGAGAGCUUACCACAUCGGAUUCAGCCAUGGUUUCAAUUGUGGAGAAGCUGCUAAUUUCGGAACACCGAAGUGGCUUACAAUAGCUAAGGAAGCUGCUGUUCGUCGAGCUGUAAUGAAUUAUCUUCCCAUGCUUUCCCAUCAGCAACUGAUGUACUUGUUGACCAUGUCUUUCAUUUCAAGAAUACCAAGAUCCUUACUGCCAGGUGUGCGAAGCUCGCGUUUGAGAGACCGUCAAAAGGAAGAGAGAGAGAUAUUAGUAAAGAGAGCAUUUAUCGAGGAUAUCUUGCAUGAAAACAGGCUCGUGAAUAUUCUCCUUCGCCGAAGCUCCUCUUACCGUGCGGUACUGUGGGAUGUCAAAUCAGUGUCGUCUUCGAGUAAAGAAUCAGGAAUCUGCAAAGAUGCUGAUCCUGUUGUCGUAGUGACAUCAGCAUCGAUGGAAAAAGAUUCUCCCGGUGAUAAUAGUAUUAUGGGUGAUGUUAAGAACCAGCUAAGUGAUUAUAUUGGUGCGGUUGGUUAUGAUAUCAACGAUGAUGACUUGGCGUAUGAUUUUCAAAUAGAAUCGGGGACUUUACCAUGUGUAGCUUGUGGUAUACUUGGAUUUCCGUUUAUGGCCGUCGUUCAACCAUUUGUGGAUCCUCUUGCAGUUUCUGUGGGACCUACUUUGAAGCAUGAAGAUGUUUCUUCGGAAAUGGAUAUUGCAGAGGGAUGGAAUAUCUCUAAUGUGUCUCUAAAACCGAGGAUAUUCUGCUUAGAGCAUGCGAUUGAAAUCGAAGAAUUGUUGAGUUCGAAAGGCGGAUCCAAUGUUCUUGUCAUCUGUCAUUCGGACUUUCAGAAAAUCAAGACUCAUGCUGCAGUGGUUGCGGAGGAAAUAUCGAUGCCUUUCUGUUACGUCGAGAUUGCACCACUAGUUAACGCUUCCCCCGAAAAUCUGAACUUGAUCGAUAUUGCUAUCGGCAGAGAAGAAACCGAAUGUGCCGAAGACUGGACCUCACAGUUGAGCAUCAAUCUACAGCACUGCGUGAAGGUGAAAAAGUGUUUCCCAUCUAAGAAUGUCCAGCAUUUGUCGAGUUUGAACGGUUUGUUUUGUGAUGCAACUCCACGUAUUUCAAAUAAAUCGAGCGUUAAGUGGCUAUCGACAAAAUUACGCACAAAAAGUCGCCAAUUAAAGCCUCUGUUGAAAAAUAAGCCAUCUGUUGAGAGUGAAACUGCGGAGGAGGUUACGGAGAGAGAGGAGGAGCAAAAGAUAUCGGAGAAAAUUGUCGAAAAGAAAUUCAUCCAAUACUCGAGAAAAAGAUACAAGGCUCGUGUUGUUGAACGAGAGAUUUUGGGUGCUCAAAUUGAAAAUCCGGAUAAAGAAGAUAAAAUCGUGGAAGUGAAUAUUCUUUCCAGAGUUGAUAAUUCAGUCGAAAUAGCCGAUGUUGGAUUGACUUCAGCUGAAAAUCUGAUAGACUGUGCUACUACAGUGAAAACAACUUUGGGACAGGAAGAAGAAGCAACAAUGGAUGAAUCUGUAGCAAGCGAUGACGUGGCAGUACACGAGUGUGGAAUCCCGUCUGAUGGAUAUGAAGACGCGGUUAAAGAAGCUUCUAGAAGUGGCGGCUCCUCCUCAAACGUGUCAGUUUCGGAAGGGCAGCAGUGUAUUCAGACAGGUGAAGCUAUUUCAGAAACACUGCAAUAACAAAUGAAUCAACUAUUGAAGAAGUCUCUUUUCGCGAAGAAUAAAAUCUCGGAUAAUUCGAAAGCACUGCAAGGAGUGAAG